Coregonus sp. 'balchen' is the source of this 2261-nucleotide messenger RNA. NCBI's taxonomy places the organism in Eukaryota, Metazoa, Chordata, Actinopteri, Salmoniformes, Salmonidae. The record is from the annotation of a GenBank genome assembly.
AUCGGCAUUGGGUACUUAACUGUCAACAACAUGGCUGUCUCGAUGUGUGCACGACUGUUUCUCCAGAGAUCUUCACAGGGUCUUCGGCUCAACCCUCUGACAUCCCCCGCGUUCACAAGGUACAGUACUGCUGACUGCUCAGAAACGAGACAUCUAGAGAAUAGAAACGACAAUGUUUUAGUGCUAACUGUUACACAAUUGACAUCUCUACCCCCUGCCUGGCUACUUAGCUAAUGUUAGCUUUUGGUAGAUGCUGGUGUCAAAGCUUGCUACUUGAGAUACAUCCCAGGCAGAGUAUACCAAUUCUAUGGUUAUUACAUCUUGCUAGGUACAGAGAGCCACAUUUCAUAAUACAGAGAGCCCCGUUUCAUAAAAUCUGAUGAAAAUGGCUAUGGCAUCCCAAUGCAUGUUUGAAGGUAAAGUCAACCCCAAUAUCAAAGUUUGUCAGAUGUUUUUAGACUUCAAAUCUAGUUAUGAUGUCCCUAUCCCACGUCAUCCAGAUGUAGCCACUAGCCAGGUAAUGGUACAGUAUGUGAUGGAAAAGUAACUUAAUGUCUCUCCUUCUCCUCCAGCCCCUUUCUAUCUCGCGCCCACAGGCUUGGGCCCAGUGAUGAUGAGAUGUACCAGCGUACCACAGUGUCCAUCAUGCAAAAAGAACCAGGAGCUGGAGCAAUGAUCCACAGCUACAGCCCCAGAGGGUUCAACAUCGAUGGGAACCGUGUUUUCGGGCCAUGUGCCCUGCUACCUCCAGCCAUCCUCCAAUGGAAUGUAGGAAAGAGUUUUAGUUUGACCUUUCCUCUAAUCCCCACAGGAAGUAAACCUUUAUGAUGGUUCUAUUUUUUUCAUCUCUCUUCAGCUUUAGUUUACAUGCUCCCUGUAAUACUGUUGAGUGCUGUGUGAGAGUGAGAUAUUUAACUGGCUAAAUUAGGAGUGAUGAUGAGUAGAAUAUGAGAUGUAACAGUGUAGAAUGUUGAUUGUGCUUUUGGCUUCUCAUCUGUCGCCCCCUGCAGGUAGGCAGCUAUAAAGACAUCACUGUAGAGAGCAUGGCCCUUUUCCACAUGCUGGAACCUCGAAUUGGUGAGACAAAAUUCAAUUAUACUUUAGUCACGCUGACACAAAUUAUGAGGAUAGACAAAAAGUCAGAUACUCUAAUUUAUGAAUGCACAAACUUAUGCAAGAUUCUGUUAGGUUCUAAGUUCUGGUACAAAUCCAGUCGGACACCAGAGGAAGCUCAGACUAGAUAUAUUCCACCCAAACUGGAGGCUACAGCUGCAUAGCACCCAUACAAUUUACACAAUCAUAUAUUUAUACCUUCCGAUUAGGCGGAGCCACCUCCUUGUAUUUCUAUCAGUCUCUGUUGCCAAGCAACAACUGAGUGAUCCUCCUAUUGGUGUUAUGAGUCCAGAACCUCGUGUGUGUGCGCGUGUGUGAGCGAUAAGACUCCAGUUGGAGUGUUGUUGGGAUGGUCCCCUCUACCCUCUUAAAUAGUUGCCAGUUCAUAUUUGAUCUUCAGAGCUUGACUAUGAUGAUGUACAGUGUUAUCACCUGAACAGCUUAAUGAUUGUAUAUUCUCAUGAUGUCUCUCUUGAAUGCUUUGUAUCCAUAGAGGUUCUGGUCCUGGGCACAGGGGGUCGGUCAGAGCGGAUUGACCCCAAAGUCCUGGCCCUCCUCAAGAGCAAAGGCAUCGCUGUGGAGGUGCAGGACACGGUAGGGACACCUGACCUCAUCUGGCAUCUGUCUACAGCAGAAGGAUUAGGGUUGUGUAAUAGAUUUCAGUACAUUAGCAUUUAUAGACCGGUUUACCCAAGCCUGGUUCAGAAUGUCCUCUUGAGAUUUCUCUCAUAUCAAGUUACUGUGUGCCACCACCUGGAAAGUAGCUCUCCAUCCAUACACAGACAUGGGCAGCCCCUGCCUAUAGAAUAAGGUGUAGGACAGUUAUAAUUUGCAUUUUUCCUCUCUCUCUCUGACACUCAUCCCUUUACCUUCCUCAGCCAAACGCUUGUGCAACCUUUAACUUCCUGAGCAGUGAACGGCGAGUGGUGGCAGCAGGUCUGAUUCCUCCUCCAAUCAGCACGGAGCUGGAGUAGCAACAACAGAAGGAGGUCUUGAUUGGACUUGAUGGAAAAAAGGAACUAUUUUCACCACUUGGAUGGAUGAUCUGGAUAAAUCUGUCCUCAUUCAAGGGCUGAGUUAUGUUUUUUAGCCAUUGCAAACUGGGUGGAUUUCUGGCAUUUCCCCAUAUAAAUGUGGUGUGUGUGUGU